AUGGCUUUCCGACUUUUGGCGGGCAUCACGGGACGCCAGCUCUUGGCUGGCGGCGCUGCGCUUGGAGGAACAGGCCUUGCUGGAUCACUGAUUCAGACAGAAAGUGAAAGGCUGCAGGCUACAGAAGCUCAAGUGCAGUUCCGUACCUCCUCCAUCCACCCAACUCCUGUUGGUUACAGCCCUUGGCAAAUCCGUAACGACUAUCCCACCUCGGAUAUUCUCAAGGCGAGCCUCAAGGCACAGAAAGAUGAUUCGCUCCCCAAUGCUCCCUCCUCAUUGAUCCCAGCCCCCGGAUUGCCCGGUGACUUUGAGGGGGAGAAUGCGCCGUGGUUCAAGUUCCACUAUGAAAAGGAACCUGAAAAGUUUGCUAAGGCCAUCAAAGAGUAUUGUUUUGAUGGCAAUGUCGACAACGGGUUCCGACUCAACGAGAACACGGUCCGAGAUUGGUACCACGCACCUUGGAUGCAUUAUCGGGACCCAAACUCGAUGUGUACGGAGCGUGAGCCCAUCAAUGGCUUUACAUUCGAGAGAGCGACACCUGCCUUAGAGUUCGCUAAGACACAAAAUGUGGCCCUACAGAACUGGGCCGUUGGAUUUUAUAACGCUACCGGUGCAACUGUCUUUGGUGACAUGUGGAAGGAUCCCGAUAACCCUGAUUUCUCCCAGAACAAGGAAUUCCCGGUCGGAACAUGUGUUUUCAAGAUCCUGCUGAACAACUCGACGCCUGAGCAGAUGCCCAUUCAAGAUGGGGCCCCAACAAUGCAUGCAGUCAUUUCCAAGUCAACAAAAAAUGGAAAGGAGCGAAAUGACUUCGCGUCGCCACUUCGUCUGAUUCAGGUCGACUUUGCUAUUGUUGACAAGCGAUCACCGAUUGGAUGGGUCUUUGGCACUUUCAUGUAUAACAAAGACGAACCCGGAAAAGGCCCGUGGGACAAACUAACUCUCGUCGGUCUUCAGUGGGGUAAUGACCACUGGUUAACAAACAAGGUCGUUGAGGAGACCAAGGCUGAGAAACACGUGGCUAAGCCACGACAGUGUUAUAUCAGUAAAGAAGCAGAGAAGAUUCGAAAGCGAGAGGGUGGCACAAGACCUUCAUGGGGCUGGAAUGGUCGCAUGAAUGGUCCAGCCGACAACUUCAUCUCGGCAUGUGCCUCUUGUCACUCAACGUCGUCAUCCCAUCCCAUGUAUAAUGGCAGGGUUAAGGAUGGCGUGAAGCAAACCUACGGCAUGGUGCCGCCACUAACUAUGGAGCCCAUCCCCAAGCCUAAAGAAGGCAACACUUUCAGCGAUGUCAUGAUCUACUUCCGAGACGUCAAGCCAGGUGUACCAUUCGACGAGGGCGUCAACCCCAAGAAUCCGGAUGAGAAUGAUCCUAGCUACAAGAGCAAGGUCAAGAGCGCUGACUACUCUCUGCAGUUACAGGUCGGUUGGGCGAACUACAAGAAGUGGAAGGAGGACCACGAGACUGUGGUGCAGAGCAUCUUCCGUAAGACAAGAUAUGUCAUCGGUUCCGAGUUGGCUGGUGCUUCCGAUCUGUCGCAGAGAGACCAAGGUCGACAAGAGCCAACGGACGAUGGUCCUGUCGAGUGA
Molecule: messenger RNA, 1590 nt
Organism: Fusarium subglutinans
Lineage: Eukaryota; Fungi; Ascomycota; Sordariomycetes; Hypocreales; Nectriaceae
Exons: 5
Coding region: 1-1590 (529 amino acids)
Source: RefSeq, a predicted model, not a curated record